This is a messenger RNA of Colletotrichum karsti, 1032 nucleotides long. RefSeq lists its product as uncharacterized. The coding region runs from base 1 to 1032 and encodes 343 amino acids. The record is from RefSeq and is a predicted model, not a curated record. Lineage: Eukaryota; Fungi; Ascomycota; Sordariomycetes; Glomerellales; Glomerellaceae. The transcript has a single exon.
AUGGCGCCAAAUAUCAUCGUCUCCCGUCCGACCUUCCCAACGUACCUCCUCCCGUCCAUAAACCUACCGUUUCGUCGUCGGACGUCCUCGCCUCCAACAACGACGACAACUACGACCACGACCCCCGACGCAAGCCAAGUCCCCUCCCUCUCCUCCUCGCCGACCUCGUCAACGACAGACGAGACGAUAACACCCCCAAACAGCCCCCCUCCCCCGCCCUCCUACCAAGACGCCCUCACAUCCCCCGCCGCGGACACAAAACAGAAACAACACAACCAGUCCCAACACCGGCGCCGCCGCUCCCGCCCUCACCAGCGUCCCUCACGACUCUCCCUCGCCCGCACCCAGUCCGACACCCUCCGCUGCUCGACCUGCUCCGCCGACAUCGCCUUCUCCUCGCAGAUCGUGAGCAAGGGCUUCACGGGCCGCUACGGCCGCGCGUACCUGGUCGCAGCCACGGCGUCUCCCCACCUCCCGCCGCCCGGGUCCCCGGGGCAGCCGCCGCCCAACAGCGCCGCGGGCCCGGGGACGCUCGCCAACGUGCGCAUCGGCAAGUGCGAGAACAGGCAGCUCGUGACGGGGUGGCACGUGGUUGCGGACAUCACGUGCGUGCUGUGCAGCGCGAAGCUCGGGUGGAAGUACGUCGACGCCAAGGAGCUGAGCCAGAAGUACAAGGUCGGCAAGUUCAUCCUCGAGGUCGAGAGGGUCGUGCCCUUCCGCAGCUGGGAGGAUGUCGAGGAGGGGCGCUCCGACGACGAUCAUGGUGUCUCUGACGAGGAAGAGGAAUCGGGGGACGAGGACGACGUCGAGAUGAGAGAUGUGGAGGAUAAGAAGGCGGACAAGGAUGUGAAGCGCGAUGGCGACGAUGGCGCGGACGACGUGGACGAGGACGACUCCGAGGCGGAGGAGGUCGUGAUCGUCUUCGACUCGGAGGACGAAGACGAUCUUGAAGACAUGUUUUCCGGGACGUGGGACCCGGAGGUCGUGGCCAAAAGGCGGAGCCGGCGAGUAGCGGCCGCCCGGAAGAAGUAA